Molecule: messenger RNA, 588 nt
Organism: Aureobasidium namibiae CBS 147.97
Lineage: Eukaryota; Fungi; Ascomycota; Dothideomycetes; Dothideales; Saccotheciaceae
Exons: 3
Coding region: 1-588 (195 amino acids)
Source: RefSeq, a predicted model, not a curated record
AUGUUUCUGCAUCUGUGGUUCGCCAGCUAUUUUCGAGUGCAAUCUCUCAUGCAAGAUGAGCAAUUCGAUGUGCUUUUCUGGCUUUUGGCGAUGCGGCAAUAUUUGCUGCUGCUGCUGCUGCUGCUUGUGGGUACCUAUGCAGUGAGUGCUGCAUCCGAAAGCUUUACUGUGACCACCACAGCCCAAUCAACUACCAUGUACUCCAAUGGCGGAUCCAAGCACAACGGGCUCUCCUCAAGCGCACGAGCCGGUGUCAUAGCAGCGGUAGUCAUCGUCAUCGGCAUCGUCUUUCUUGGUAUCGGAUGGUUCUUGUAUCGCAACCGCAAGCUCAAGUAUACCAAAGAACUAGCAGAGGCACAAGAAGGAGUUCCAGCAUGGCCUACAAAGUGGCCUUCGCGAGCAAGACCUACCACUACUUCGCAACCGAGGAAUAGGCAUGGAGAAGCUGUUGAAUUGGCACCGCCGGCUUAUGAUAUUGCGCAACCAUUGCCGACGUAUGAGCCGCAGAGAUCGCAUCAGGAUAGACUAGAGUCUUAUGAGUUGGCGAAUAUGUCGCAGGGACAGAGGGGUAUACGUCAGGAUGUGUAG